Molecule: messenger RNA, 1307 nt
Organism: Lucilia cuprina (Australian sheep blowfly)
Lineage: Eukaryota; Metazoa; Arthropoda; Insecta; Diptera; Calliphoridae
Product: zinc transporter zipt-7.2
Exons: 2
Coding region: 189-1157 (322 amino acids)
Source: RefSeq, a predicted model, not a curated record
UGACAUUGAUUUUGGGUUAAUCGUUUGAUUGGGAGAACGACCGAACGACCUACCAGCCAUAUAUGGGAUAAGUAUAUAACCAAGGGAAAUGUUAGAAAGUCAUAUCAUUCAUACAUUUACUGUUUACAGGUUCAGUUCGACCUAUUAUCUGGAUUAUCCAACAAACUUUAAACACAAACUGAACUAAAAUGAAGAUUUUCGUUUGCUUAUUGGCCACAGUAUGUGUCUGCAAUGCCACAUUUUUGAGUCUAUUGGGAGGCAAAGGCGGUGGUAGUGGUGGAUCUAGUGGUGGUGGCAGUCAUGUAACCUAUAAUGUUGUGGCAACACCAACUCAUGGCGGUGGUCAUGGUCAUGGAGAUGUUCACGUUCAUGGUCAUGGUCACGGUGGUGGUCAUGAUGUUAUUUACUCCAGCGGCCAUGGCAGUAGCCAUGGUGGAUCUUAUGCUCAUGGUUAUAGUUAUUCUCACGAUCAUGGCCAUAGUCAUGGUGGUUCUCCCCAAGUUAUUAAAGUCAUUUUGGAUCAAGGUCAUGGUGGUGGUCAUUCCUAUGGCGGUGGUUAUGCCAGUGGUCAUAGUUAUGGUUCUUCUGAUCACAGCUAUGCUGGUGGUGAUCACAGUUAUCAUGGUGCUUCCUCUGCUGGUGGUGAUGCCCAAAUUUUCAAAGUUAUUACCGAAAGUUCUGGCCCUGGACCUGUUCAUGUAGAUCAUGGUUACUCCGCUGGUGGCUCUCAUGGCUGGUCCUCUGGUUCUUCUUAUGCCUCCGGUUAUUCUCAUGGCGGUUCUCAUGGCGUAAACUCUCAAUUGAAUGCUAUUUUGCCACAAAUUUUACAAGUUAUCUUACAAGAUGAUGCUCAUCAUGGUUCCGGUGGUGGUUUUAUCUCUGGUGGCGGUGAUGAUGUCAACUCUCAAUUAAUUGCUCACUUUGGACAAAAGGGCAAGGCUGUUAUUACCCGCAGCAAUGGCAAAACCAAUAGCUUCUAUUCUGGUGGUCACGUUAUCCAAAAGGGAGUUCUUAAAGUAACGCGUGUUGAAGAAACUCCUGCAGCUGCUCAUCCAGCUCCAGCUCAUGGUUCUCCCGCCCAUGGUCAUUCCUCAUAUGGACCUCCAGUCCAUGGACCACCACCUCAUGGUCCUCCUUCCCACGGCCAUGGCUGGUAAUUUUAUAUCCUCAAGUCAUUAGUGUGUCAUUUAAUGUAGGCUCUUAGUUAAGGUCAUUUUAUUUAAAUUUUUAGUAAAUUAUAUAUUUAUAGUUUUUGUAAUCAUCUCUGUGAAUCAAUUAAAUGAUUCACUGAUGAUGUUUUAUAAUUU